CACAAAUACACGCUCAAUGUGUAAAACAAGGGAGGUUUUAGAAAAGCAAGAAAAAAUAGGGAGGCGAUGUGUAAAUUUAUAUAAACAGCUUCGUCUUUGCGUCUUUGCCUAUUGGCUUUGCUUGUGAAGUUCUUUACAGAGAGAGAGAGAGAGAAAGAGGGGGGAAAGAACAAGAGCAGCAACCACAUUCUUUAUUCCUCUCACAAUUUCCCCCAAAUUGCUCUAACUGAAAUACAUUCUGGGUUCGAAUCCUUUUCUUCUUUCGAUCAAAUCUAAACAAACUUACCCUCAAGGUACAAAGAUCAGUCGUCUAAUUUCACAUUCUUUAUGAAGUUAUGAAUCUUUAAUCAGAAAUGAUGAUUAAAUUCAUAUUCAAGAAAGUUGCAGAUUAUCGUGCCUAACUCGAUCAUGAUUGAAUCGGUGUAGAUGGAUUCGAUUAUCGACGGAGUUCGUUCUUUGCCACCCAGCCAUAACUCUGCAACCAUGUCAACCUUCAAUCCGCGUUCAAGAAGCCGACCUCCUCAUCCGCGCUCUGCAAAACAAUCAAACCGAGAAAUAUCUCCAUCUUCAUCCCAUUUCUUACCAGAUAUUUCCACAAUGUCUGUUGCAAGUUCUUAUAAAACCUCCAAGGAUUACAUCGAAAGGGAAGCCAUACCAUCUACCCACUCAAAACCUAAUUCUGCACCCGAUAAACGGAAAACAGAUGUUCAAUCGGCGAGAGAUUACUUCCAUAACCACAUCCUAGAGGUGGAAGCUAAAUUCGGAAGCAAACAGCCCAUCAAUCCACCAAUCGGCAUGAACACAGAUCGUGGUCAUGGUCAUGGUCAUGGUCCUGGUCCUGGUCAUGUUCCUAGCGCAAGCCCACAAAACAGUUUCUAUUCCGUCACACAGUUUUCAGAAGCCAAAGAAAGCUUCACCAGCACAGAGGUGAGCGAGUUUGCAAGCACAAUCGGUAAGGAUGACGAAAGUGGUCAAAUCAGUGUUCAAACUAGCGAUUAUCUUGAAAGCAACAAGACAAGCAGUAUAUACAGAGAAAGCACUGGAAGCGAUCUAAGCGAUGAUAGUACCUCAAGCAGUUUCAAUAGCGCCAUUUUCAAACCCCACAAACAAAACGACACAAGAUGGGAAGCAAUUCAAAUCGUAAGAUCCAGAAACGAAACUGGUAUGAUAGAAAUCAGAAACUUUAGACAUCUAAAGAGACUGGGAUGUGGAGACAUCGGAAGUGUUUAUCUUUCUGAGUUGAUCGGGACACAGAACUACUUCGCCAUGAAAGUGAUGGACAAAACUGCCCUCGCAAGCAGGAAUAAGCUCUUGAGGGCACAAACGGAAAAGGAAAUCCUUCAAUCUCUUGAUCACCCGUUUCUCCCCACUUUAUAUGCACAUUUUGACACCGAAAAGUUGUCAUGUUUAGUCAUGGAGUAUUGUCCUGGUGGCGAUUUGCAUGCUCUCCGCCAAAAACAACCUGGAAAGUUCUUCCCGGAGCACGCAGUCAGGUUUUAUGUAGCAGAAGUGCUCCUUGCUUUGGAGUAUCUGCAUAUGCUUGGGAUCAUUUACAGAGACCUUAAACCAGAGAAUGUGUUGGUGAGGGAAGAUGGUCACAUAAUGCUCUCGGAUUUCGAUCUCUCUUUGAGAUGUGUUGUGAACCCAAAACUGGUUAGAUCCAUGAGAACCACCACCACCGCUGUGGAACCGAAAACAUCCGAUUCCCGUGAUCAGCCUGCCUGUAUCGAACCAUCUUGCAUGGUUCAGCCAUCCUGUAUGCAACCCUCCUGUUUCAGUCCCCGUUUCAUGAGCAAACCCAAGAAAGAAAAGAGAUCGAAACCAAAAACAGAGAUUUACAACCAAGCGAUUCCAUUACCUGAGCUGAUUGCAGAGCCGACAAAUGCCCGGUCGAUGUCGUUUGUUGGGACCCACGAGUAUCUGGCACCGGAGAUCAUCAAGGGUGAAGGGCAUGGGAGUGCUGUGGAUUGGUGGACUUUUGGGAUUUUUCUAUACGAGCUUUUGUUUGGUAAAACUCCGUUCAAAGGGGCGAGUAAUCGGGCGACGUUGUUCAAUGUGGUGGGGCAUCCGUUGAGGUUUCCAGAAACGCCGUCGGUUAGCUUUGCAGCGAGGGAUUUGAUUAGGGGGUUAUUGGUGAAAGAACCGCAGCAUCGGCUUGCUUACCGGAGAGGGGCGACGGAGAUUAAACAGCACCCGUUUUUCCAGAGUGUGAAUUGGGCGUUGAUCCGUUGUGCCACUCCGCCGGAUAUUCCGAUUCCGUCGCCGGAGAGAGUAGAGGUAAAGCCUACUGGUAGCUACUUAGAGAUUGAUUUCUUUUAGGUCUCAAUUGUGUAAUGUGUAAUGUGUUAGUGUAAAGAACCUCAUGGAAAUAUGCAUCUUGUCACUUGUGUGUGUUGUAGUCGAGUACUCAAGUCUAUGUAUAUGUGGUUGGAUGGAGCCAUGGAGGCUUGUGCCAUUAGGUGCACACAACCCCAUAAAAAGUUUUUUUUUUUUUUCAAAGAAAAACUCUUGAAAUCAGAUUUGUGAGAAACGGACCGGUUUGAACCGGAAAGGAAAUAAAUAAACCGUGUAUAAACGUUUUUGUUUUUAGAUCACAGCACAUAUCAUUCUUUUAUUUAGGUAGAAACUUGUCCUAAUAUUGGUAGUUUUGAGGUUCAAGUUAAUGCAAAAUGAAAGAAAUAGUAGAAUUGUAUCUUUGUUAUGAC
Lactuca saligna is the source of this 2705-nucleotide messenger RNA. NCBI's taxonomy places the organism in Eukaryota, Viridiplantae, Streptophyta, Magnoliopsida, Asterales, Asteraceae. The record is from the annotation of a GenBank genome assembly.